This is a messenger RNA of Erigeron canadensis, 785 nucleotides long. Its product is annotated as VQ motif-containing protein 22-like. NCBI's taxonomy places the organism in Eukaryota, Viridiplantae, Streptophyta, Magnoliopsida, Asterales, Asteraceae. The record is from RefSeq and is a predicted model, not a curated record. The annotation marks the transcript as partial. The transcript has a single exon.
UUACACACACCACUACCAUCAAAUCUGUUGCUGAUUAAUUUCUUCAAGAUCACACCUUUUUGAUCCCCUUUUCAUCUUUCUAAAAAAACAACUUAUAAGAAACAACAUAUUUACCAACACAUAUGGAUUCUGUUAAUAGUGGGAUGAGCUUACAAUCUUCAAGUGGGGCUGAAGAAGAGUGUGAUUCUCAAUCCAUCACCACCACCACCAAUAUUUACCAACUUCACCAACCACCACCACCACCACCACCUUUCAACCACCAUAUCUACAAUAAUACUUCUAAUCAGAUCAACAACUUAAACCCAAACCCAACCUUUUUUUCACCAACCCCACAACACCAACAACAACUUGACUCAGUCUUUUGGUCCAAAAACAACAACUUGACUACUACUCCUGAACCCAUCACACCCAUUAUUCCAACAACCCUAAACCCAAACCCUCAUUUGGUUAAUCCAACAAAAAACCCAAAGAAAAGAUCAAGAGCCUCAAGAAAAGCACCAACUACUGUUUUGACAACAGAUACAAGUAACUUUAGAGCCAUGGUUCAAGAAUUUACUGGCAUUCCUGCACCACCUUUUAUUACUACUCCAUCAUCAUCACCUUUGUUUCCACCUAGGUUAAGUAGUAAUAUAAAUAGUUUUGAUCUUUUUAGUAGACCAUCUUUUUUACCCUCUUCUUCAAUGAAUAUGAGAUUUGUGAACAAUAACAACCAACUACUUCUUUUUGAUAACAACAACAACAACCCAUUUUCAAAUAUACUGUUUCAAUCUUCAUCCUCUUCUUCU